CCUCUCCCCGUCUUUUUUUCCACUCUCUUCCCAAUAUCGCCUCUCAUAACCACUCUCCCAGCUCAAUACUUCCUCCAAUGGCGAAAUGGUUCAGCAUAGCGGCGGUGCGUGAGUGGUACCUCCGCCGCCGCUUCUCCUUCGCAGGCCUAAAAUCGACAACAACCGACUUCAGCGACGGCACAAUCAUGCACUGCUGGGUCCCACGCCACCGGUCGGACUCCAAACCCAACCUCCUCCUCAUCCACGGCUUCGGCGCCAACGCCAUGUGGCAGUUCACCGACUUCGUCGGCCCGGUCGCCCGCCACUUCAAUCUCUACGUCCCCGAUCUGCUCUUCUUCGGCGGCUCGACGACGACCAGACCGGAGCGGUCGGACUCAUUCCAGGCCCAAUGCAUCGCCGUUUUGAUGGAGGGGCAUGGGGUGAGGAGAAUGCACGUGGCGGGGCUCAGCUACGGCGGGUUUGUCGGGUACUGCCUGGCGGCGCAGUUUAAGGAGAGGGUGGAGAGGGUGGUGCUAUGCUGCGCCGGGGUGUCGGUGGAGGAGAAGGACGUGAAGGAAGGAUUGAUGCAUGUGGAGAGCGUGGAGGAGCUUGUGAGCGUCUUGCUGCCGCAGACGCCAGCGAAGGCGAGGGAUUUGUUGAAGUACUCGUUCUACAAGCCUAUCACGAAAGUUCCUAAUUUUUUGCUCAAGGAUUUUGUUAAGUACCUGUACUCGGAGCAGUUUCAAGAGAGGGAAGAAUUGCUCCAUGCACUAUUCAAGAACAGAAAAUUUGUGGAUCUUCCCAAGAUAACCCAGCCUACUUUGUGUAUUUGGGGAGAAUAUGACCUUAUAUUCCCAAUGGAGCUGGCAGACAGAUUGAAAAGGCACUUGGGUGAUAAUGUGCAGAUAGUAACCAUAAAGAAUGCAGGGCAUGCCUUAAACGCGGAGAAGCCAAAAGAGGUGUACAAGCACAUCAAGUCAUUCCUCCUUGGUCCGCUCCCUCCGACGAUGACCAAAAACCCUAACAACGCGGUCAACGGUGACAAGGUCGAAUGAAAGCGUCUGGCAAAAGAGGCGAAGGGAAAUCGAGUUUUACUCAUUUCACCUCCAAAAACCAAGUGAUUCAAGUUGUGUGAGUCUGCAUCUUUUUUAUUUUUAUAAUUUUUGAGAGGAAUUUCGGGUGUGUUGUUCACAACAAAGGCUGAUUUUGUAACUUUGGUCCGUUACAUGUGAAAUACUAUAAACGAAUAUAGGAAGUUUGUACUAUG
Morus notabilis is the source of this 1246-nucleotide messenger RNA. RefSeq names its product monoacylglycerol lipase abhd6-B. Gene Ontology annotation, molecular function: catalytic activity. The transcript is spliced from 4 exons. The record is from RefSeq and is a predicted model, not a curated record. NCBI's taxonomy places the organism in Eukaryota, Viridiplantae, Streptophyta, Magnoliopsida, Rosales, Moraceae. The coding region runs from base 78 to 1034 and encodes 318 amino acids.